This is a messenger RNA of Plodia interpunctella (Indianmeal moth), 565 nucleotides long. Its product is annotated as cuticle protein 64-like. The coding region runs from base 44 to 418 and encodes 124 amino acids. Lineage: Eukaryota; Metazoa; Arthropoda; Insecta; Lepidoptera; Pyralidae. The transcript has 3 exons. The record is from RefSeq and is a predicted model, not a curated record.
UUCGGCAAAAUUUUCGGCACACUUCGUCUCAAGAGGUACAACUAUGAACACCCUGAUCGCUUUGUCUUGUCUGUUGGCGGUGGCGCAUGGCAGCGCCAUUGGCGGCUGGGGAUUAGAUGGCCUGGGUGGCCUGGGUGGAUACGGUCUGCCAAUCGUCUCCGCUCCAAUCAUCAAGGCCCCCAUCUACGCUCCCGCCGCGGUCUCCACCGCUAGCCUCGUCAAAGCCGCACCUAUCCCCGUCAUCAGGACUGUUGCUGCUCCCAUCAUUUCCACUCCUAUCGUCAGGACCGUCCCAGUUGUGAGCUCAGUCGGCCUUGGAUUGGGAGGAUUGAACGGCCUCGGUUUGGGAGGUUAUGGUCUGGGAUACGGAGGCCUGGGCAUCGGCAAACUCGGCGGCCUUGGCUGGGGCAAAAUCUAAAUGAGACGAAGUGUUACCACCAAUUGGCUUAACGACAUCCUUGGUUUCAUUGACUGGUCCUUAUAAACUGAGGUCGAUUUCCUACGAACUGUUCUUUCAGAAUCUGUCAAAAUUGUGUUCGGAAAUUAAAUAUUGGAUUUGUUUCUG